This is a messenger RNA of Misgurnus anguillicaudatus (oriental weatherfish), 2407 nucleotides long. It is a transcript of the gene rx2, whose product is annotated as retinal homeobox gene 2. Lineage: Eukaryota; Metazoa; Chordata; Actinopteri; Cypriniformes; Cobitidae. The record is from RefSeq and is a predicted model, not a curated record. Gene Ontology annotation, biological process: positive regulation of transcription by RNA polymerase II. Gene Ontology annotation, molecular function: RNA polymerase II cis-regulatory region sequence-specific DNA binding; DNA-binding transcription factor activity, RNA polymerase II-specific.
UCACUAUUAUCAUUUAGACAAAAGAUUGUUGAACAGACAUUGUGCGGUGCAUCAUUAGCGCCGGCCUCCCUCUGUGGCCAAACCACAGCCAACAUUUAGUGCAAUUACCCCAGUAGAGAACAACUGUCAAUCAUUCUUAAAGGGGAAGGAUUCUAAUCAUUAAACCUCUUAAGUGUUUUCCUCUUCCACCGGCUCUCUGCGUGUCAGGCCAACGGAAAACCUAAAUGUGAGUGCUUCAGAAUUUUUCCUCACUUCUGGGAAUUAAGUGUGUAAUUUUUCGGAAUAAUUUUACAGUCGGCAGCAUCUAAACAAGGUGCACUGCGGCUAUGAAGUUAUAGUGUGUCUUUUGCGGAGAUGCCUGGGGUCGACAACCAAACUGUGCAGUUUUGACGACCCAACAAGUUGACGCAAAAGACAGACCUUUAAAGUGGCGUGCUGGGCCCUAAAUCCAUUCGCCUUCACUUCUCUCACUGUCUCCAGCAAGAAUCAAAACAUUUGUAUGAACACAGUGCAAAAACUCUUUUCUCAAGGAGAUUCGCUACACAAGCAGAUUGGAUGCAUUUGUCACCGGAUACAAUGAAUAUGGGGGAUGACGGCUGUCUCUCGACGGACAAUUACCACGACCUGGGUAAAGGCGGCUCUGGAAUGGGCGGUCGCGUCCACAGCAUUGAUGUGAUUCUGGGCUUCAGUAAGGAUCAGGACCCUCUGCUUAAUCACGUUGGCGUACAUAAAGUAGACGGACCUGACCUGGAGGAACAAGAGAAGCAAAUGAACUCUGACCCCUACAGUCACCUGCAGAGUCUCUCUGAUAACUCUCAACAGUCUGUUUAUCAUGAUACAGGUCUUUUCUCUACAGAGAAGUGUGACAGUGAUUUAGGAGAUCCCAGGAGUACUAUGAAGAGUGAAAGCGGUUCCCCAGACCCCACUGAUGAGGAUCAACCUAAAAAGAAACACAGACGCAACAGAACCACCUUCACGACCUAUCAGUUGCACGAGCUUGAACGUGCCUUUGAAAAAUCCCACUAUCCUGAUGUGUACAGUCGAGAAGAACUGGCUACGAAAGUCAAUCUGGCAGAAGUUCGGGUUCAGGUGUGGUUCCAAAACCGACGUGCAAAAUGGAGGCGACAGGAGAAGAUGGACACAAGCACCAUGAAAAUUCAUGACGCUGCAAUGUUGUCCUUUAAUCGGCCACCCAUACCCCCGAACAUGGGGUCUGUGAGUAAUUCGCUUCCCCUGGACCCUUGGUUAUCCUCCCCGCUCUCCAGCGCCACCUCCAUGCACAGCAUCCCGGGCUUUAUGGGACCGGCCCAAAGCCUCCAACCUGCCUAUCCGAGUCACCCCGGGUUCCUGAAUUCCUCCCCGGGCAUUGUUCAGGGAAUGCAGUCCAUGCCACCUCCUCCUUACCAGUGUCCCCCUGUAUUUAAUGAGAAGUACCCGCUGGAUGACGUGGACCGCAGCUCUAGCAUUGCGGCUUUGAGGAUGAAGGCCAAGGAGCACAUUCAGUCCAUGGACAAAACCUGGCAGCACAUGUAACGGGGGACAUUUUGGACACUGUUCAUGUAAAGGACGAAAAGCAUUUUUUCGAUAAGAGUUCAGCCAAAUGCCACAGUCGAGACUUGGCAACACACAGCUCAACAUUCAGCAUAUGUACUGUAGUGAGAGGAUGAAUGUAUGUCUGACAAAGAACACAAUGGCUAAUGCUGAUGAUCAAAUCUGAUUCUUUUGGUAAUCACUGGCAACAAAGCACUGUUGGUUUGGGAUUUUUGAAUUUAAACCAAGGUGUGUUGGUGAAAGCAACCUAUAGCUGUUGAGCUUCUUAGGACUGCAUGUGGUUUGGUGCCAAGCUUCUCUAAGCUUCAGACUGAAGAUUCACAUUGGCUAUUUUAAAAAAGGACUGCACAGCUCAGGACAACUUAUACCUCAAUGUCUGUUCAAGGUCAUAUUCUACCAGCAAGACAUGAAAAACUCAUGAACGUUUGUGACUGUUAAAGUUGUAUUUUCAUAUAAAAAUAAGACAUAAUUAAGAUACAGGAGUUAGAUUUCUUAAACUGAAAUGUUAGUUGUUUUUACAGACCAUGUUGUGGAGAUAAUGUCUGUGUAAAUCACCUGCAGAUGAAACAGUGCCACAGUUCUGUCUGCUGGGUUUUGACAUCAUAAAAAAUUUGAAGAGCUGAGGGUUCACAUCUUAUGUAAAUCUCACAAAAAAUCUUAAUGCAAAGGAGAAAAUAAGAAAUUUGUUUUUGCACAAAGAAAAUGAAGCCUAUUUUUAUUGGGAGAAUGGUAACUGAAUGAACGAAUGCAAGUGAAUUAACCAAACAUCUAUCCAAAUUUUAUGAUCAUUGAAUAUAAUAACCCCUUUGAUUCAAGAUUUUGUCUUUUGGAGUCAACUCAAGAUAGUCAAAAUGAC